AUGGAGCUGUUCGAGUGGACCCUGUUUUUACUCAUCGUCUUGCUAAUUGGGGUCCUUUUCUUUUCCCAAAGGAGUGAUGUCUACUGCAAGAUGGUGCUUUUCUAUGGCUGGAUUGUAGUGAUGAUCAUCCUAGUGCCCCCUUGGGUAGCUCUAAUCAGGGGGUCUAGAGUGGAAAACUUGAAGUGAGUAGACAGCCUUGGCUGUACCCGCAUCUUUUUGGGAUGGGCACAUCUCUGGGAACAAGGUGGUACUCGGUACCAGGCACAUCUACCUGUUCCUCUUGAAACAGGCUAGGGAUGCUUGGGAACAGGAUAAUCAUUUGAAAUACUGUGUAUCCCAUUCUGGUUGAUACCAGUCAAGAAAGUUAUGGUGGAAUUAGAAAAAGUGCUGGAAAGGGAACUAGGCAAGGAUGCCCUUUAUCUCCUUUACUCUUUAUAUUGGUGUUAGAGAUCUUAAUGAAUAAAAUUAGAAGAGAUGAGAAUAUAAAAGGGAUUGUGAUGGGGGGGAGAGUAUAAAGUAAGAGCCUUCGCGGACAAUUUGAUCAUCACUACUGAAAAUCCAAUAGAAUGUAUCCCAAGAGCAAUAGAACGUAUAAAUGAAUUUGGACACCUAGCUGGCUUUAAGAUAAAUUUUAACCUAGUUGGAAAAAUAAAGUAGCGUAACAAGAACGGCUGGAAGUCAAGUCACUUGGUGGGUGUCCGUGGCGGGUAAGUGUGUAGGUAUGUUGAUAUGUACAGUAUAGGUAAGUAUUAUAUAGAAUAAUGUAGGUAUGUUUUAUGUUAUGAAAAUAAGGGAGUGUGUUGUGUAUGUGUAUUGUGUAAAUGUACAGUGGUACCUCUGCUUACGUACUUAAUUCGUUCCGGAGGUCCGUUCUUAACCUGAAACUGUUCUUAACCUGAAAUACCACUUUAGCUAAUGGGGCCUCCUGCUGCUGCUGCACCACUGCCGCAUGAUUUUUGUUCUCAUCCUGAAGCAAACUUAACCCGAGGUACUAUUUCUGGGGUAGUGGAGUCUGUAACCUGAAGCGUACGAAACCUGAAGUGUAUGUAACCUGAGGUACCACUGUAUAUGUAUGUGUUUUAUAUGUUAAUGAAAUUUUUAAAAAGAAAAAAGAAAAAGUUUUUUAAAAAGAAUUUUUAAAUUUUAAAUUAUUUUAAAUUUUAAAUUUAAAUUUAAAUUUUAAAUUUUAUUUUAAAUUUUAAAUUUUUAAAAAGAAAAAGAAAACCAAAAUCAUCAAGAAAGUGGAGCAGCUCUCCUGGGACGAAAGGUUACAGCAUGGGGGUGCUGGACUACAGCUCCCAGAAUCCCUGACCAUUGGUCGCACCGGCUGGGAUUGAUGGGAUUUGGAGUCCAGCAACAAGGAAAAGCCGCAGGGUCCCCAUCUCUAUCUUAGUCUGUGAGACACUAACAACCGGCAGCUUUGGCAGCCAUUUCUGGGCUGGGACUAUUUCCUCAGAGAUCUGCUGGGUGACCUAGAGAUUCAACAGCAAAGUGGGAGUUGCGACAAUUGAAGGUGGCAGGGAGGGGGUUGUAUUUCCUUCUUUCCACUAAUUCAUCUCUUUUAUUGUAUUUUGUACACAGUGUAAGCUUCCUCAAUUAUUUUGCUUAGAAGGCAAGGUAUGAACACGCAAAUAAAUGCAGUUCCUUGUCCACACUGCCUGCCUGUUUUCUGCCCCCUGCAGGAUUCUUUGCUUCGUGAUGCGGCAAGUCAGAUAUUUACUUGGCGUCAAGAUUACAGUUCAAGGCUCUGAGAAUCUGAAUACCAAGGGGCCGUAUAUGGUUGUUGCCAACCAUCAGACCAUUCUCGAUAUUCUGGGUAUGUUGCUAGCCUGUGGCUUUCGCAAUUUUGCACUGAAACGUAUUUUGGAAAAGAUGUGAAUUUUAUUAGGAGCAUAAGCCAGGCCCAGAUUAAAGGGACGGGUGUCCUGGGGGGGCAGGUUGGGGGGGGGCAGAAGGCGAUACCCUGCUCUGCUUCCUGCCUAUGAUGCAGAUGAAGUGUGGGAGAAGGAAAGGGAGGGUGUGCUGCAGGACCUGCUCAGUGACUCUUCAUCUUCUCUCCCCCCCCCCGCCACUUAUCUAACCCCAGCUUCCCUCAGGGCUACCCCACCUCCUUCUUCCUCAUCACUGGGAUAUCAUUAGGCCCUCACAGACACCUCCAUCAACCCCCCACCAUCUUAACCACAAAUCUCUUCUCCUGGUCCUCCAGGGGCAUAGACACCAACUCUCUGGGGUCCUGGUCCCUUCGGCCGCCCCAAUAAAAUAUUUAGCCCCCCCCCUUUUCCUGCAAAUUUCUGCAUCCCUGCCCUCAUCCCUCUCUUGGGCAGCCAGGGGCCACCAUCUUUUCCUGGCUAUCCUACCAUUGUUUUUUGCUAUUUCCAAGCUCAUCUGAGCCAGAGCAGCGGGAGAGGUAAGCGGGCAUCAGGCAGGUGAACAGACAGAAAGGUCUUGCGUACAGGUAGGAGCCAAGAGGCAAGUGGGCAGUGGGGGAGUCCUGCGCCCAGUUGCAUACAGCGGAGGACGGUGCGAUCUUCAGAAGUGGGGGGGGGGGAGAAAGCAGAGGGUGCCCCCCAAUAUUUUGUUCAAGUUGGCACCUAUGUACCAGGGGCACUGGUUGCUCAUCCUCCCAUCCUGGCCCAGUCUACUGCUGUUCAUGGCUCUACCUGAGCCCUGUAUGUCUGCAACAGGAGAGGAAGGUGAAAGCAUAGGCUUUUGCCCAUUGUGGCAAAAUUUGUAGAUCUGUCACUGUUUCGUUCCAUCUCCAGCCUCAGGGAGGGAGGAGGCAAGACAGGAGCACAGUAUGCAUUUGAGAGGAGGCAAGAGAUGCGAGCUUACGGCUCAAAAUCAAAUUAGGAACAUUAAAUUAAAUGUUCCUAAAUUAGAAACAUUAAAGUCAUUCGGUUUUUUUAGAUUCUCAAUUAAGAUGAAUCAGAUUAUCACUGAUCAUUGUGCUACGGAAGUAAGAUGAAUGCAGAGCUUUUUUUUUCAGCCAGAAGGUGUUCACCUAUCAGGUAAACACCAUUGCCAUUCUAAGAGAACAAGGGAAGUGUUCAUGGAUGGCAUGCCUAUCUCGCUUACGAGAAGGCCAAAGUCCAUAAAGAUUUUACAAAUCACAUACUCAGGGAUGCACUAGUUAAGGUCUGGAACAAAUAUAAAUCACAACUGGAACCACAGACCCCUUGGUGGCUUUCGCCCCUAGAGGUGCAUGCUGUGAAAAAACUUAAUAUGAGAACGAACUGGGCAUCAUAUAGACAACUACCGGAAGAAGAUCAAUGAAAACUCAGAAUAAAACCCUUUGAGGAGAUACUACAAUUUGUGACAGACAGAUGGCAAUACCUGCAACUAAGAAGUGUAUUUAAUUCAGAUUUUAAAAAAGGUUUUGCAAAAGAGGAUUCUAUACUGAGCACCACAGUAUUACAAAAUAAUAAAAAAAAUUGCCUAAAAUAUAUAAUUUUUUAUUGGAUUGGGAAUUGAUGGAUGAAGAAGUGAAAGAAACUAUGGUCAAAUGUGUUCAAGAUGUCAGACACAUGAUAUACUUAGAGCAAUGGGAGAAAUUCUGGCAAGAAGAUAUACUAUUUACCGCCUCGUAUAUGAUUAAAGAAAAUUUUGUUAAAAUGUUCCACAGGUGGUAUUUAACACCAGUUAAGCUGGCCAAAAGCUAUAAACUGAAAUCCAACCUCUGUUGGAAAUGUGGCAAAGAAGCAGGAACAACAAUACACAUGUUGUGGCGUUGUGAGUAGAUUAAGAAAUUUUGGGGAGUAAUACAUGAGGAAUUAAAGAAAACGUUGAAAAUCCCAAUUGUUAAAAAACCAGAGGCAUAUCUCCUAGGCUUGAUAGGGAAAGAUAUACCGCAAGUGAAAAAAAGAUUUUUUCUAUAUGCAACUACGACAGCCAGGGUAGUGAUUGCUUCUAAAUGGAAAUCUCAAAUCUUGCCCCCAAAAGAGGAGUGGAUUUGCAAAUUAAAUGAAUAUUUAGAAUUGGCAAAGCUAACCUCAAUCAUAAGAUAUCAGUCAAAUCAAAAAUUUAAAAAGGAAUGGAAAUGUUUCGAAGAUUAUAUGUUACAAUAUUGUUCUAAGAAAGAUGUGCUAAUAUGACUAGAAUAAAAAUGUAAAGUAUAUCUAUGAAUUGGAAAAGAGAAGAGACAAAAGAAAGACAAAGAAUGAUACAUUUGGAGAAUGCAAAGAUAAAUGUGGAAAUAGAGAUUUAAAGAAGUAUAAUUGUGGCGGAGGGAAGCUGUGGUGGGGCGAGUAUUAUAUGAUAAGUAUGUAAUAUUUGUUUUCAAUGUUUUUGGAUUGUUUUCAAUCUUUUUUUCUUCCUUUUUUGUUGAUGUUUUGUUUUUUCUGUAUUAUUUAAACAAUAAAUGAACAAACAUGCAAAUAAGAAAAAACAUGGUGAGUUCUGGCACCUCUUUUUAUAGGAAAAUAGCACUGGCGAAUGGCAAUGUUUGGAAUUCCUUUUUCCCCUACAAAAGCUGAAUGCAUGUCCAGGAAGGUGGGUUGGGAGCAGGGAAAAUUCAGAAAGAAUAAUUUCUAGCCACAAAGCCUUCUCCACCUGGGGAUGUCGGAAUGACAUGUCAGAAUGCAAGUGACCCCAAAAGCCCCAUUUAUAAAGCAUUCCUUCCUUUCCAAGGAAUAGCAGAGGUACUUCCCGACCGCUGUGUGAUUCUUUCCAAAAAGGAGUUGAAGUACAUGGGCCCGAUGGGCAUCGUCUGCUGGCUAUGCAAAUUCAUUCUUCUCGACCGCAAUAAUAAGAGCUCAGCCAGGGACACCAUGGAUCACAUCACAAGGACCCUGCUGCAGCAGAACGUGAGAGCACAUGCAGAGAGGGGUGCAGCUCUGGGAGGGGAGUAGCUGGGAAAGGAUGGCUGGUGGGAGAGGAGUAAAAGGGACCCUAUGAGACUGCAGCAGCCCCUGGGAGGGGCCAUCGCUUGGGGUGGGGGUAGAGUGCAUGCUUUGCAAACACAAUGGCUCCAGCUGCUGGCAUCUCCAGCUGAGAAAUAAUAAUUUAAGUAGCAGCAUUUGGUGGGGAGGUUUCUGUACCCACGCCCUUGGAGAGAUCCUCACCUGGUAGAAGGCAGCUUCCUGGGCUCGGGGUGGUGAAAUAUUUUGCUCUGCACACCAGAUAUUUGGAAGAGGAUUUUGCCAGGUGGGUGAGUAAAGAAAGGAUGUGUGCCAUGCAUGACUAUAAGGAGAAUGUGGAGCCAUCUGCCCCAUGGUACAAAGGAGAAAAGAGUCUGCCCUGCUGAGGAACUGCAGCCGUUCCUGGGGGCAGAAGGGCAUUCAGGGUAGGCAUAUCCUCAGUCUUGAUGCAGUCUCAUAUUUUCUAACUGGUUUCCAGGUAGACCGUUAGCAGAUUAAGUGACAGGCCAAAUUACACCAGAAAGAGUGAGGAAAUAAUAAUAUUUCACUGUGAUCUCCAAAGAUGUGGUCCGUGGACACAUUUUAAUCUGUGGCCGUUUUUCUCUGCCUGUUUCUUAUGCAGCUGAGGGUCUGGGUUUACCCAGAAGGCACCAGGAACCGGACGGCCACACUACAUCCCUUCAAGCGAGGAGUCUUCAGUGUGGCUGUGAAGGCUCAGGUAAACGUGUGAAUUGUGAAAUAGAUAUUUGUCUCAUGCUGGCGGAUUUCAUGGGCUUCCAUGAGUCAAUCAUGCUACAUUUUUGGUGGCAAAACGUGAUUCAUCACUCAGGUUUACCAUUCCUGAACAUUUGUCACAGUUCCAAUCUGAGAGACUUAUCAAAAUGCCUACCAAAUGGAGAGUCUUUCUCUUUCCCUUUCUAACCCUAAUAGCUGCGCUGGGUUUUGCUCACCUCCACAUUCCUGUUUGCUUCUAGGUCUAUUAAAGACUGUGUGUCGGUUGCCAGCCAUGCAAAUAGAUGUGAGAUGAUGGAGAUUAGUGGGCAGGGCUCAUGUCAAACAAACAAUGAUGGGGGCUCCCUAAAGCAAGGAUAAAGUUUCAUACCCCUGGACUGCUUUGGGGGUAAGAGGGAAGGGAUAAGCAUUAGCGGGACACUUCGGCAGUCAUGAGAUUUUAGGUUUCCCAAACAUAAUACUACCAGGAGUGGCUGGCGUGGUGCCUUGGAGCUCUUAAUUUAUAAACUGCAGUUGCAGAGGAGGUGGAGGAGGGCAAGGAGAAAGAACUUUGUUGAUAAAGCUGGUCGUUAUCUGUUUUAUAGAGCCAGUGGGAGGCAUUUCUUUCUGUUGGGCUCAAUGCCAUUAUUUCAAUAUUUUGUGGGGGGAGGGGAGGGUGGGUUGGCCAGCCCACCCAUGAGGCAAGUUGAGGUGACCACCUCAGAUGGCAGGAAGAAGAAGAAGAGUUUGGAUUUGAUAUCCCGCCUUUCACUCCCCUUCAGGAGUCUCAAAGCGGCUAACAUUCUCCAUUCCCUUCCUCCCCCACAACAAACACUCUGUGAGGUGAGUGGGGCUGAGAGACUUCAAAGAAGUGUGACUGGCCCAAGGUCACCCAGCAGCUGCAUGUGGAGGAGCGGAGACCCGAACCCGGUUCACCAGAUUACGAGACUACUGCUCUUAACCACUGCUCUCGCCAGGGGCAGCAGAUCUGGCCUCAGGGAACACAUCACUCGCUUUUGUUAUAACAAGAAUACAAAACUGAAAAGGAAUGCACUGCAGCUAAAUAUUAUGUUCAUUUUUCAGAUGGUCUAAUCCUUCCCCUGCCCAUCCCUCUAAUAUUCUUAAGAGGGUCUCUUCUCCAGUCUUCAGAGAGUAGCUGGAAGUGGGGAGGCAGAAAAAGGUCCUUUCCUUCCACUCUGUAGUUUUAAUCUGAAAUCUUUGGCGCAGUACUGCACCCAGAGUUCAGAAACUGCUUGCGCGAAUGAAAUUCCUUGUCCCAAAAUGUGCCUAGAACAAUGGGAGUUUCGAACCCUGGCAACAUCUGCCGCCUUCUCGGUAGCCCCCUGCAAUGUUGCCUCUUGUCAGAUAGGAGGUGCUGCUGGUCUCCUCCAAUCCCUAGGGAAGAAAUUAUGUGUGCCGCACAGUGCUUCAGAGCAGGCCCCUUUGCCCUCCACAGUGGCCUUUGAUUCCCACUUCACCCCUGUAACGUAAGGUUGAUUUGAUUCCCCACCCUGUUCCCAAUGUAGAUCUUUAUUUGCCCCAACCACCAGGGGUGCCAACUUGAAAAAAAUAUUGGGGAGGCCAGGGGACUUUGCCCAGCAUAAUUGAUUACAAGACGAAGCACACACACACCAUUUGAAUGGCAAUGUCUGUCAACUUGCGGGAGGCAGCCCCCUCAAAUAUUUUAUUGGGAGAAUAAAGGACAUCGGCCCCUCAAAGGUAGCUCCAAUGCACCCCUCUCCUGCGCCUGAUCUUCACUCACCCCUUCUUCUCUGCGGGGCUGAGGGCACCAGUUGGUGGUUUGCCUCACGCACCAAACUGUCUUGGGCCGGCUCUGGUUGGGUCAGCCCCAAAUAGAACCCUUGUUCCACCUCAGGUAAGAGUCAAACUCUGAAAGGCAAGACCAUCCCUGUAGGUUCACCUUCCCUGUUAAAACGUUGCUUAGCGCCUUCUGGGUCUCUUAAUUUCCCACUGUUUUUUGAUACACAGAUCCCCAUAAUCCCUGUUGUGACCUCCUAUUAUCAACAACCCCCCAACCUGAAAGAUGGCCAGAGGCCCUUUUUUUGUAGAGGUGAGUGAGUCUAAAUGACAGUCUUGCUUAUUUGGUUUAUACACUUCAACGUGAAGUGGGAAUAUAUAUUUUGCUUGAAAGCCUUUUCCGCUUGCUUUAAUUUGAAUUUGAAUGCUGUAUAAAAAUUACUACCUUAAUCACUAUAUGACUUAUUUCUGGGGAGGGGGGUGUUUAGCCACUCCUUUCUCCUCCUCUGUACAACACUGCCAUUUUGGACCUGUUCUAAAAUUUAUUUAAAAAUUAUUCCUUUAUAUACUCAUGUAUAGACCACUGCUUAAGGCAUAGACUUUACAAGGCAAUUUCCGCAUAGAAUUAAGUUGCACUGUCUCUCUUUCUCUCUGUUGCUCCCUGCCACCUUCAGAUAAGUGGAUCAUCCAGAUUUUGCCCAAGAUAGAAACACGAGGCUUUGGCCCAGAAGAUGUCCCUGCACUUGCUGACAGCACACGGAAACUGAUGCUGGAUACUUUCAAUGAGAUCAAUGGGCACAUAGUUUUAGAGAAAGAUACCAGAGAGUGA
Podarcis lilfordi (Lilford's wall lizard) is the source of this 8154-nucleotide messenger RNA. Lineage: Eukaryota; Metazoa; Chordata; Lepidosauria; Squamata; Lacertidae. The record is from the annotation of a GenBank genome assembly.